Messenger RNA from Microthlaspi erraticum, 786 nucleotides. Lineage: Eukaryota; Viridiplantae; Streptophyta; Magnoliopsida; Brassicales; Brassicaceae. The record is from the annotation of a GenBank genome assembly.
AUGGGAAAUCAGCCAUCAGUGCCGAUUGAGAUACCUACACAUAACCGACGAUCUAGGCAACAUGGUAACAGAGGUGGUAGAACUACUAAUAGAGGACGAAACCAAUCCAGCCGACAGACAACACAAACCCCACGAAGAAGAGCUGUUAUGGACACACAUCUAACAAAUAUUGAGUCAUAUCUUGCAACUAUGCAAACUCCAAUCCAGAUGCUCAAUGCACGUAGCCAAGCGAAUGAAGAUUAUGAGCGUGAAUCUUGGUUGCAACUAAAUGAAUUACAAGGCAUAGAAAAAUUUACAGAUUUUUGGUGGGCAUCAUCGGAGAUUUUAAGAGACCCGUUCGAGCAAAAGAGGUUUGUGCUUUUGCUAAAAAAUAACGAAGAGAGAAUUCGUUUUCUCGAAGGGGUGACAGGUUAUGAUCGAAGUGGCACUUUUCGGGGUAGUCCGUGGAAACGUCAACUUAGUGGUUCUAGCGGGCCAAGUAGUAGAGGAUCAUUUGGUAGUGGAUCUGGUUCUCCUGGCGUAGGAGGGUUUUCACAAUUAGUAAUGCUGGAAAUUUCAACAUUCGGAGGAACUUCAAAUUUUGGUGAUGGUACUUCAAACUUGGGAGGGUUUUCACAAUUUGUAAGUUCCGGUUCUCCGAACCAAUUCAGAAGAAGACAAGGAUUUCAAGUUCCAAACUCUAACCCACAGUUUGAUGAGUUCAAAUCCAAGAGUUGCUCUGAUGAAGGUUUUGCAUAUAGACCUGCGUCUGCAUCCGAGUUACUUGGAUCGUUUCAAUUUGUCUGA